AUGGUUUCGCUCUUUGAAAUUUGCCAACAGAAACCACUAUGGGAGCACCUUACUACUGGGCUCCCGACAUUAGAUCAAGUUCUUGAAUACCAGACUGAUGGCAUCUUUGAUUUCCAAUCGGUACCGACCAACAGCGCUAUGUAUGCUGUCGUGUGCAAUCUCAUAGUCAGCCAUUUGCAAGCAGGGGAAACGAAAAGAGUCGUCAUAAUAGAGACCUUGAACCCUUUCCCGUGGGAGAUUCUCCAUCUGCAUCCAAACUUCAAGCCGCAAUGGCAGUCCCGCAUCGAAACAUUCUCAUUGUCGUCAUUCCCUCAGCUUUUCGCUUUUCUCAAGCUUGAAGAUCUCCAACCGAUCAUGGCAGGUUCCAUAUUGGCAUUCAUAACGAAUUUUCAUGAGCUCAUCGAGCAUUACAGGCUCCAGAUCUCUGCAUCAUAUGAGGAAAGUCUCCUUAAACAUCAAAUCGAGAAAAAUGGAGUCGUAAUCGAUAAAAUGGAACAGGCUGUGGAAGAAGGGUUUUCUCUGUUAGACUUGCCAGAAUUACCAGAAAAAUCUUCUCUCUUGCGAAAAAAUCCAAUAUUGAAAGCACAAGAUCAUAUUACUCAACUUUUUAAGGAGCUUGGAGAAUUCGUCUACAAGCAUACUUGUAUGGUCGUGCUCAUUGGGCAUUUGGAGCCACAAUAUAAGGCAUAUUCGAAGAAGAGGUCGUCGACUGUAAUGGACUCAAGUCAAUCUCAAAUCUCACUUUCACUGUCGAAUGGAUCUUCGUUCUAUUCUGAUCGACGUUUAGUUUUGGCUCCGGUAUCUUUUGGAAGGCCCGGUUCUGGAGAAGAGAGACGAACUAGGGUAUGGGAUGUGAAUGAUAGCAAGAUAACUAGUCGGCUUGUUUUCUAUCACGACUGGUUCUACAAUAGCCCCAUGUUUUUGAGCAGAAAGCGACCCGCACUAUCAAAGGAACAUUAUCUUGUCUCGGUAGUUAAAGUUACCCAUCUUGCUGGUGUGGGGAAUAUUUAUGAUCCGAUUUUUUUUGACUUCCAGCAUAAUUACGAAAUCGAGGAUUCUGAUCUGAAUGAGAAUUGCUUAAUUGAUCUACUGGCCCAAAAUACGGGCGAUCUUUCCGCAUUGAUACAAGACUCUCUUUACAUGACGCAAACAUUACCUAAAGCAGUGUCAACGCAGAUCGAAAUUUCCGUGCCUAUUCCAUCCUCUCUUCCUAUUAGCAAAUCCCAAUCAGAAGUUACAGAGCCCUUCUCUAGCGGAGAAACCGAGAGGUCGGAUAUGUAUCGCGACUCUCAGCUGGUAAUUGAAGCCUCCGACGUCGAACUGACAGGAACUCUACUAGAGGAUUUAGAGACCUAUAAUUAA
Clavispora lusitaniae ATCC 42720 is the source of this 1362-nucleotide messenger RNA. RefSeq lists its product as uncharacterized. The record is from RefSeq and is a predicted model, not a curated record. Lineage: Eukaryota; Fungi; Ascomycota; Pichiomycetes; Serinales; Metschnikowiaceae.